UCCGACAACACGUGAAGGCAACAUUUAUUACAGCUGAGGGUAUCAUGGCGCAAGGAGGCCGAAGAGCUCCACGGCAUCAGACAGCUCGAUUAAUACGGUGUUAAAUCUUAAUAAUCUCCAAAACUAUUAACACCAAGGGAAGGGGGAUAGCGACAAAAAAAAAAAAAAUCCUUCUGACCACAACCCGCCGGAUCCCGAGACACCCGACCGGAGGCGAGAUGGAAAAUCCAGCGCUGCAGACGCAACCGUCCACCCUGCCAUUCUUCGACACGGCCCACGCCUUCAACCUUCUGCGGGGGAUCCACGAGCUCCGGGCCGAACGCAAGUUCUUUGACGUGACUCUGUGCGCCGAGGGCCGCGAGUUCCACUGCCACCGCACCGUGCUGGCCGCCGCCAGCACCUACUUUCGCGCUAUGUUCGCCGGGACGCUAAAGGAGAGCGCCAUGGACCGGGUGGUCCUGCACGAGGUGUCGGCGGAGCUCUUGGGUCUGCUGGUGGACUUCUGCUACACCGGGCGGGUCACCGUCACGCAGGACAACGUCGACGUCCUGCUGAAGACGGCCGACCUCUUCCAGUUCCCCUCGGUCAAGGAGGCCUGCUGCGCUUUCCUCGAGCAGCGGCUGGACGUCUCCAACUGCUUGGAGAUCCAGGACUUCGCCGAGGCCUACGCUUGCCGCGAGCUGGCGACGAGCGCUCGCCGCUUCGUCCUCAAGAACAUCAUGGAGCUGGCCAAAGCGACCGACUUCGCACGCUUGCCGUGGAAGCGCCUCCUCGAGUUCGUGUCCGACGACGAGCUGUGCGUCGACAAGGAGGAGGCCGCUUAUCAAAUUGCGCUGCGCUGGGUGAAGGCGGACCUCCAGCGGAGGCUGCACUACUGGCCCGAGCUGCUCCAGCAGGUGCGCCUCCCCUUCGUCAGGCGGUUCUUCCUCCUGGCCCACGUGGAGAGCGACCCGCUCGUCUACCUGUCGCCCACCUGCCUCCGCAUGGUGAACGAGGCUCGCAGCUUCCAGUCGUGCGAGUACGACCGCCACGACAGGCCCUGCCACCGAAUGCGGCCGCGGCCGUCCACGGGCCUGGCGGAGAUCCUGGUGGUGGUGGGGGGCUGCGACCAGGACUGCGACGAGCUGGUGACCGUGGACUGCUACAACCCGCAGACCGGACAGUGGCGCUACCUGGCCGAGUUUCCCGACCACCUCGGAGGAGGCUACAGCAUAGCUGCCCUGGGAAACGACAUGUACGUCACAGGUGGCUCCGACGGCUCCCGCCUCUACGACGGCGUGUGGCGCUACAAGUCCAGCGUCAACGAGUGGACGGAGGCGUCGCCCAUGCUGAAGGCCCGCGAGUACCACAGCUCGUGCGUGCUGAAGGGUCAGCUCUACGUGGUGGCGUCGGACAGCACCGAGCGCUACGACCAGGCCGUGGACUGCUGGGAGGCCCUGCCGCCCAUGCUGCACGCGAUGGACAACUGCUCCACCACCGCGUGCGGCGGACGCCUGUACGCCAUCGGCUCCCUGACCGGGGAGGAGACCAUGGCCAUCCAGAGCUACGAUGCCGACACCAACCGCUGGGCCAUGGUCAGCUGCGGACAGCUGCCGCCGUGGUCCUUCACGCCGAAAACUGUCACCCUCAAAAGCCUCAUCUACUUCAUCCGGGAUGACUCCGCCGAGGUCGAUGUUUAUAAUCCUCAAAAGAACGAGUGGGACAAAAUUAGUCCGAUGACCCAGGUGCACGUUGGAGGCAGCGUGGCAGCCCUGGGCGGUAAACUGUACGUGUCCGGCGGCUAUGACAACACCUUCGAGCUGUCCGACGUGGUGGAGGCGUUCGACCCCACCGCGCGCUCGUGGACUCUCGCUGGACGCCUUCCUCAGCCGACCUUCUGGCACGGCAGCGUCAGCAUAUUCCGCCAGUUCAUGCCCCAGGUGUCCAGCGCUUUUGAGCCCACCCAAAUACCCGAGUCCAACGCCAUCCACUUGCAUCGGCACCAUCGGCACCAGGCGCUCGAAAACCUCAACAACAAUCUCAACCAGAACCAGGACGUGAACCCAGCGCGCUGAGUUCGGUCCCAAAGGGGCCCGUGUUACACUUUCGGUCGGGGUUUGGUUUACGCUCUCAAUCAGAACCAGUUUGUGGGAUGUGCUCCUUGACCGCGUUGGAAAAGGAGUGUUUUCAACACACACACACAGAAUUGGAGUGAAAAGCUCGCCAUCAAAGGGGGGGGGGGGGGGGGAUAUUAUUCAGGUCUUUUAUGGAAGGCAUGCAUAGUGUUGCACUUUUCUGUUUGCGUGAAGACUGACAACAGUUGUUUAAAUAUUCAAAAAGGACUAAACUAAAGAAGUCGGAAUGUUGGAUAGUCGAUUUUGUGAAUUUAUAUAAUAUAUAUAUAUAAUUUAUACAGCUGGUAGGUUGCAUACUGGCAGCUUCAUCCUGAAUAUCUUUUUGUCUUGUAAAACCAAAUUAGACUCCAACACUUACUUCCACCUAAAUGCACCUUUUGUGUCUUUGGUCCACCCGUUUUUUCUAGCGCCGUCUCUUUUACCUCAUUUCGCCCUUUGAUGAGCUUUUGACUGACACAGAGCAAAAGAUGGAAAAUAAAAGGUGAGAUUGCUUCUUGUAAUGUUUUGGUGUUACAAGAGAAACGCUCCACGGGUGAAGUGUCACCGGUAAACUUCCUCCGCUUCAACAAAGAGCAGCACACACUGCUGCAGGGAGAAGCGUCUGUGUGCUGCAGUCAUUUCUCCGAAACCGUGAUGACCUGUUUACAUUCCAAAAAACAGCGGUAAUCACAGAAGUGUUUUACAGGAUAGUUUGAAGCCUCCGAGUUUCCUUCAUAUCGUUGACAUUUGGAUUUGGAUUUUUUUUUGUUACAUUUAUUCAUUGUGUAGGCUGAGUCCAAAGGCCCCAUUUUAUUCUAAUGCAUUCAUCCUUUUCAUUUCCACUGUCUGCAACGGACACCUGCACCUUGAUGAGCGUGUUGGUAAAGCAGCGAUCCGACAUCAUGAAAUGUGACAACUGGGCAUCAAGAGCUUGCGUUUUAGAACGUUCCUUUUAGAAUUGGUUUCACGGACAUCUUGAUGUUUUGUACGUUUAUUUAAGGGAUAUAUUUGUGCUGUGGUUGCUUAAGAUGUCCCCGCCUUUCAGUUGCAGUAAGAAAAGUAACGCCUCGUAAAUGGCGAACCGUUGAGUAAUGUGUAACUGGAAGUGCAAAAGAAUCUCAAUUUUAGCGUUUUCAUGGUAUUGUUUAUUAAUGAUCUUUUAUCAUUGUCAUAGUUUUCAUACAAGUUUGUGACAUUAAAAUAUUUUGUUACGUCA
Molecule: messenger RNA, 3309 nt
Organism: Pungitius pungitius (ninespine stickleback)
Lineage: Eukaryota; Metazoa; Chordata; Actinopteri; Perciformes; Gasterosteidae
Gene: klhl21
Product: kelch-like family member 21
Exons: 5
Coding region: 219-2054 (611 amino acids)
Biological process (GO): protein ubiquitination
Molecular function (GO): protein binding
Source: RefSeq, a predicted model, not a curated record